Messenger RNA from Cajanus cajan (pigeon pea), 2317 nucleotides. Its product is annotated as GRAS family protein RAM1. NCBI's taxonomy places the organism in Eukaryota, Viridiplantae, Streptophyta, Magnoliopsida, Fabales, Fabaceae. The record is from RefSeq and is a predicted model, not a curated record.
GUGUUCUCUUCUGUUCCUCUGCCUCUCUCCAUAAGAAGGGAGAAAUUAUAGACUUUGCUUUUUCCAUAAACCAACCAACCAAACUCCUAAAUGAGAGCAAAUUUGAGUCACUCAAAAAGCAAAAGCAAAAGUGGUCAAUAAUAGCUUUGCCUUUCCCUGUGAGCCUCCUAAAAAAUGAUCAAUUCGUUGUGUGGAAGUUCAGUGUCCCUCAAGAGUGAGCACAACAACUCCAGAACCAAAACAUCUUCUAAUGACUCAGUUUUGCAAUCCAAGAAAAAUAAUGCCACACAAUCCUCUUCUGAUCUAGACACUAGUUUAACCCCAUUAAGCUUAAACCUUCCAGCACUCAAAUUUGACUUAGAUGGAGAUGUGGAAGUUCAAUCACCAGAUAGUUCGAUGUGGGAGUCCUUUUUCGCUGACCAACUAGAUGCUGAUUUCAUGAUCUCUUCCCCAGUGAGGAACGUUCCUUCACCACAAGCCUCUUCCUACAAUUGCAACUACAACUACACUCAGGGAAUGCAAGGCCAGAGCCUCUCAGGGUGUUCCCCACCUCGUUUUUCAUCGUCCCAAAUUGGAGCCUUCAAUAGCAGCCACAAAGGGAAAGGACUUAGCCCCCUCCAUAGGGUCUUUAACUCACCAAACAAUCAAUACAUGCAACAUGUUGAGAACCUUUCACUGCCUGCAAUAGAAGAGUUCUUGGAGGACUAUCAAGGGUAUUCAUCAAACAAAGUGUCUUCUGACAUUGCAAGUUCAUCUGAAUGCUUUGAUUUGUCGUCUCAAAUUCCAUCCAUGUUGGAUGGCUUGACAAUGCCAAAUUCUUCAAGGUACCAUGAAGAUGAAACCUUAGUGCACGGUGGUGUUGCUGGCUCUCGCUCUUCUCAAAUUUCCCAAGAGAGCGACAUGUAUCACCAGAUGGGGUCCAUGGCUAGUGCCUCCUUGUCACAAGCUCUACAACAAGAACGCUACCACGAGAAACAACAAAAACAGCAGCAAGAGAAUCUAAUGCUGCCUAUUCCAAUAGGAAUCGAACAGGAACAAGACAGCGGGCUUCAACUGGUGCACCUGCUACUAGCAUGCGCUGAGGCAGUGGCAAAAGAGGAAUACAUGGUAGCGAGAAGGUACCUGCACCACCUGAACCGAGUAGUGACCCCUCUCGGUGACUCCAUGCAACGGGUGGCAGCGUGCUUCACCGACUCGUUAAGCGUGAGACUGAACACCACCCUCACUCCAAAACCCUCAAAACCCACUCCACCCUCGCCCUCAAACUCUCUCGAAGUCCUCAAAAUCUACCAAAUCGUCUACCAAGCUUGCCCCUAUGUCAAGUUCGCCCAUUUCACCGCCAACCAAGCCAUCUUCGAAGCCUUUGAGACCGAAGACCGCGUCCAUGUCAUCGACCUCGACAUCCUCCAAGGGUACCAAUGGCCAGCCUUCAUGCAAGCCCUCGCCGCCCGUCCCGGUGGCGCCCCGUUCCUCCGCAUCACCGGUGUGGGCCCAACCCUAGACGGUGUCCGUGAAACCGGGCGGUGCCUGACGGAGCUAGCACACUCCCUCCGCAUCCCCUUCGAGUUCCACGCCGUUGGGGAACAACUCGAAGAUCUCAAACCUAGUAUGCUGAAUCGUCGAGUCGGCGAGGCCUUAGCCGUGAACGCUGUGAACCGCCUCCACCGCGUCCCUGGGAGCCACCUCGGGAAUUUGCUCAGCAUGAUAAGGGACCAGGCACCGAACAUAGUGACCUUGGUGGAGCAAGAAGCGAGCCACAACGGGCCUUACUUUUUGGGAAGGUUUCUGGAGGCGUUGCACUACUACUCGGCAAUCUUCGACUCGCUGGACGCGACAUUUCCGGCAGAGUCAGCACAGCGGGCGAAGGUGGAGCAGUACAUAUUCGCGCCAGAGAUACGGAACAUCGUGGCGUGCGAGGGCGCGGCGAGGUUCGAGCGGCACGAGAGAUUGGAGAAGUGGCGGAAGAUUAUGGAGGGGAAGGGGUUCAAGGGCAUGGCUCUUAGUCCUAAUGCCGUUACGCAGUCGAAGAUUUUGUUGGGGUUGUAUUCGUGUGAGGGCUAUCGCUUGACCGAGGAUAAAGGCUGUUUGCUUCUUGGCUGGCAAGAUAGAGCCAUUGUUGCUGCGUCUGCAUGGCGGUGUUGAUGCAUGCUGCCUACUAUUUCAUUUCAUGUUUUUUUUAUUUUUUUUUUGUUUUCAUUAUUAAUACGAGUUAAAAAGAGACGGUUCAUGAUUCUGGUAUUAAAAAAAAAGUUCAAUUAACUCUGAAAGAGUAAGAUAGCUGAGUAAAUUAGUUAAGAGAAUAAAAAGACUCAAAAGA